CCCUUCCCGAGAGGCCCCGCCCCCGUCAUGGCGGGCGCGCGCGUGCUCGUGCACGUGCGGCGCGCGGGGGCGGGGGGGGCGGCGGCGUUCGGGCAGAGUGUCACCGGCGUGUUCUGCCCCCCGCACACCGACGUGGCCCUGGUGAGCUGCGGGCUGGAGCGCGGCCACUUCGUCAUCUCCGAUGUCCCCUUCCCCGGCUCCACCGUCACCGUCCUCAAGAGACCCCCCUUCUGCCCCGCCAAGCUGGGAGGGGCCACGCUGGGUGGCCGGGGGGGACAGCCGGGGGUGGCCGCAGCGGUGGCCGUGCUGCUGGAGGCCACCUGCGGCCACGUCCUGCUGACCCGCCGAGCCACCACCCUGCGCCACUUCCCCAACGUCUGGGUGCCACCAGGUGGCCACUUGGAGCCAGGAGAAGAGCUGGUGGCCGCGGGGCUGCGGGAGCUGGCCGAGGAGACGGGGCUGCGCCUGGAGCCCGGGAGCUUCUCGUGGCACCUGCUCGGCCUCUGGGAGUCCCUGUUCCCCCCCUCGCUGAGCUGGGGGCCACCGCGCUGCCACCACAUUGUCACCUACCUGGGGCUGCGCUCGGCCGAGCCCCGCCAGCAGCUGCAGGUGGGGGCACCUCCGGGGCUGGGGGCCGCAGCUCCGGGCCCCGCCGGGCGCCGCUGGGCCCCGGCCCCGCUCCGCUCCCUCCGCUCCGGUGUCCCCCCGGCCACGCCGUACCGGGGAGGCCGCGCGGGGCGGAGCGAGAACGAGACGAGCCCGGGCUGA
Molecule: messenger RNA, 768 nt
Organism: Motacilla alba alba
Lineage: Eukaryota; Metazoa; Chordata; Aves; Passeriformes; Motacillidae
Gene: NUDT17
Product: nudix hydrolase 17
Exons: 7
Coding region: 28-768 (246 amino acids)
Biological process (GO): NAD+ catabolic process; NADP+ catabolic process
Cellular component (GO): cytosol
Molecular function (GO): NADH pyrophosphatase activity
Source: RefSeq, a predicted model, not a curated record